Molecule: messenger RNA, 1459 nt
Organism: Ectocarpus siliculosus
Lineage: Eukaryota; Phaeophyceae; Ectocarpales; Ectocarpaceae
Source: the annotation of a GenBank genome assembly
AGAGACAGAGAGCGACAAAUCCUGACGUAAUUGAUAGCAGCCAUGCAGAUCUGGAUCAAGACGUUGACUGGACGCAAGCAACAAUACAGCUUCGAGCCGGACAACCAAGUGAGCAUGGUCAAGCAGUCCUUGCAAGAGAAGGAAGGGAUCCAGGUGGACCAGAUCCGAUUGAUCUACAGCGGGAAGCAACUUGCAGACGACCACACAUUGUCCCACUACAACGUCGCCCCGGGAGGAACCAUUCACAUGGUGUUGCAGUUGCGCGGAGGCUCGCGGUAGGGGGCUAUUGUAGCUUAGGCUUUCGAGAACUGACGUGCAGCCUGGGAAGGACGCGGAAUGUCACAUCAAGCGGUUGCUCGGCCUCCCUCUUUGAAAGAGGCUUGUUGCUCAGGGGUACGUUGCACCAGUAUGAGCAGGGGCAAGUGGGGUGCACGCUGGGGCUGGGGUGCGCCUUUUAUUUCGUUUUCCUUGGACGACCGCCGUUGCAUUUUUGCCGCUUGGGCACGCAGUUGUGGAGGGAAGCAGUACGCGAGCCUUAUGGCGCCGAACAGUUGUGAGUGGUGUGGUCAGGUUGGGCAGUAUUUGUGGAGGGUUUGGAGGCGAGAAUCUACACAACCCGUCCAAAGGCUGACAUGAUUAUUUUCCCUCCAACCUCCCCUAUCCCCUCGCACUGAUGCAUUUUGGUUUUGGAAGCGCGAGCUGCGCCAUAGUGGAUGAAGGUUGUAUCGGCGUGUGUGUUAUUUGCCCGUUUGCCAGAGUCUUGAAGCGCUGUUUGGCUGGUCGUCUCGUUGGUGUGUACAUUGGAGGCUGGACACGUUGGUCUUUGUUGCUUGGGGCGCGACAAUACUCAGAAUAAGCCAGGACAGAACUGUUACCUUCGAUUCGAUGGGAGGCUGGACGUUAUGGACAUAUGGCUGACGCAAUCUUUCUUGAGUUUUGUAUGAACUGCAGGGUGGCAUCCUCCAUCGACUUUUUUCGCGAUUUUUGUGGGGUUGACUAUUUCGCGAUCGAUCGGGAUGCGGAAAUUGAAGGAUGUGUGGGUCCGCUGCAGGCUUGCGAAUGCAAUGGCGAUUGAUUCCGACCGGCAGACUACUGACGCCCCCCCAGGGCUUUGGUAUGGCUGCAAGUAUCAGUCGUGGCUUUCGACAUGCAGUACAAUGACACGGCAGCAGCAGGUAGCAGCGUGAUUCUCGAGAUGACAUCUGAUUCCUCGUCUCCUGCUGUGGCACUGAAAACGCAGCAUUAUGUGUUUGAUAUUCAUAUGUGUAGUUCAUUGUGUGUGAAGGUACGGUAUGAGCGUUCUCUCGUUACAAAUAUUCUUGACCCUCGUGUGUACUGCGUGGGGGAAAGGGAAGGCAUCUUUGACACCGAGGCAACACCCUCGUGAGACUACAACAUCAGUAAGGACUGACUUACUGCUGUCCCACCCACGAUAUUAUGGGACAACUGCUUAAGAAGG